Phanerochaete carnosa HHB-10118-sp is the source of this 2518-nucleotide messenger RNA. RefSeq lists its product as uncharacterized. The record is from RefSeq and is a predicted model, not a curated record. Bases 65 to 1462 code for a protein of 465 amino acids. Gene Ontology annotation, biological process: peroxisome organization. Gene Ontology annotation, cellular component: peroxisomal membrane. NCBI's taxonomy places the organism in Eukaryota, Fungi, Basidiomycota, Agaricomycetes, Polyporales, Phanerochaetaceae. The transcript is spliced from 6 exons.
CACCCGGUGACAUUCAGCACCCCAAGACGGACUGACACGGUCGUGCUCAACGCUCAGCACGACUAUGGCGACGAUAGACUACGUCGAGAUCCCUGCGUCGGCUACGCGCCUCCAGUCCUGCGCCUCUCAAGGCACAUCCGACCUCCGUCCCGCCGUCAAAGUCGUCACCUCUCUCCCCCACCCGGAAAGCACCCCGCGCGGGACACCGUCCACGCCCGCCUCCGCGCAGUCGCCCACCGCCGCCGCCACCGCCAAGUCUGGCUUCAGCCUGCAGCAGGCCCUCCUCUCGUCGACGUUCCAGCUCCCGGCCAACGCCCCGAGUGCGCCCCGUGCGACGAAGGGCACGCCGAAGCUGCUCUCCACACGCGACCCGCUCUCGAUCCCCAUCACCACCGCGAACUUCCGGCGCUUCGUGGCGAAAGUGGGGCCCGUGUUCUGGCUGCAGGACCGCCUGGAGGAGAUCGUGAUGUGGAGGAGGGGCUGGAAGUACACGGCGGUGUGGAUGUGCGCGUAUGCGUUUCUCUGCUACUAUCCGAGGCUCGCUUUGCUGUUGCCCGUGGUUGCCGUUCUUGGUGUCCUGCUUGGCUCCCACUCAUGUCUGCGAAACGGAGGAGACGUCGCCGCCAGCUCUCAGCCUGCAAAAGUACCGCCCCCACCACCAGCCCAGGUCUCGGAUUGGAGUAUGGAUUGGCUCGCAAACGUGCAGGCGAUUCAAAAUCUGAUGGGUGCAUUCUCGGACGCACACGACCAAGUGUACCCCAUCGUCCCCCAUCUCAAUCACUCUUCUCCGUACACACCCGUCAUAUUCAGCUUGACCGUGGCUACGCUCGUCGUCUCUGUACCUAUGGUAGCUUUAAUCCCUCUGCGGACAACGUUCCUCGUCCUGGGGCUCACACCUUUCGCACUCACGCACCCCUUCACGAUGUACACAUUAUACCCCAUAAUCUUUGAAAUGACAGCAGGACACUUGGCCACCCUCCACGUCCGCCUCACGCGGCUGGUGGACAACGACCGCCUGGAAGACAAGCACUGGCGUUCCGAGCUGAGGGAGGUGGAGCUUUGGGAGAACGAGAGGUGGGCUGGCGUGUCGGGGACGGACGACGGCGGCACGGGGGACGCUGGCUGGAGCAAAGCCAACCUGCGGCCGGGCGAGCGAAAGGCGUGGACCCGGGGCAGGGACGGCUGGAGCGGUGUGUCCGACGACGGGAGCGGGGACGUCAGCAACCUGACGUUCUCGCUGUCGCCCGGGUGGCUGUUCGUCGAGACAGAAGACUGGCGGCCGGACUUGGAGGCGUCCUGGAUAGGGUGCGAACACGCAGACCAAGACGGGUGGGUCUACACGGACGACGUGUGGAUGCACCCCAGCUCUGCGCCCAGGGACGUCUGGAAACAGUCUAGCGGCAUGACUCGGAGGCGGCGGUGGGUGAGGCGGAUUUAUUAUGACCCCGCCGCAGCGGGGUAGCUCCUCUUUCUUUGUUACUACAACGUUGUGGGCCAACGUGGAAUACAGAUGUGUGCAGAUGAUUGUCCGUGCGUGGAGAGGAUGGACAUGACGGGGUAUAUGCAGCGCGCGAUCGAAUGGUCCGGGGCCCUGAGCACAAGAUAGAUGGCCGGGGCGUGGGGGCCUAGACGACGAACGCCCCGUUGACGGCGAUCGUCUGGCCGUUGAUCCAGCCGGCGUCGGCGUGGGCGAGGAACGCCACCAGGGGGCUUAUCUCGUCCGGGUGCGGGAUCCGGUUCUGCGGGUGCAGGCUCGCCACCCAGCGGAUCAGGUGCGGCGGCUUGCCCGCCCGGAAGAGCGGCGUGUCGACCGCCCCGGGCGCGAUCGCGUUCACCGUCAUGCCCCGCGCGCCGAGGUCCUGUGCGAGCACCCGCACGAGCUGCUCGACGGCGCCCUUCGAGGACGCGUACAGGAGCGCCAUCGGCUGCACGCUCGACGCGCGCGUCAGCGCGGUCGACACGAAGAUGAUCCGGCUGCCUGGAAAGGAAAGCGCGUCGCGGGUCAGCAGGACUGCUUGAUUGAAAAACGCAGGAACGCGCGCGCGCGGGGAGAGAGAGACGACGUGCCGGGCUUCAUGUCCUGCGCGGCGCUCUGGACGAGGAAGAGCGGGCCCUUGACGUUCGUGUUGAUGUGCGCGUCGAACUCGGCCUCGUCUGUGUCCGCGAGCGGCCGGUGGCCCAUGAGGCUCGCGUUGAGGACGAGGAUGUCCGGCGGGGCGCCGGCGAGCCGCCUGCACUCCGCGAGCAGGUGCCGCCCGCCCGCGACCGUCGACACGUCCGCCUUCACGACGUGCGCGCGCCCGCCCCCCUUCGCGUUGAUGCCGUACGCGGUGCGCUCGGCCUCGACGGCGAGCCGGUGGUAGUUGACGAUGACGUCCGCGCCGUCCGCGGCGAGCCGCUGCGCGAUGGAGGCCCCGAUGGACCGCGACGAGCCGGUGAUGACGGCGAUCUUGCCCUGGAGCGGCUUGUGCGCGGGAGCAGGAGCGGCGGCAGCUGAAGCUGAAGCGGCAGUGGAGGU